AUUGAAGCUAGGUUUUGUAUUUGAUUGAUUGAUUGUUUUGUACGUACGUGUUGAUCUUAAUUAGAGAUAUGGGUGGAUGUAUUACGUGCCAAAGGUGUGGGAUUGAUAAGAGAAAUGGGUGCGGAGUGGGAAACUUGGGGGGGCUACGGGGAGUAGUUGACAGAAAUGUUGAAGAUGGUGAAUAUGAUGGCGUUACAGCAAGAGGAGAUUAUGAUGCACGUGUGAGGCUUCAUGGAUCUUCUGCUUUUACAUCCAUGUAUUCUAAACAAGGCAGAAAGGGUAUCAAUCAAGAUGCCAUGACUGUUUGGGAGAACUUCACAGGACAGCAAGGUGCAUACUUCUGCGGUGUUUUUGAUGGGCACGGACCCUACGGCCACAAGGUGUCGCGUUUUGUACGCGAUACCUUGCCAUCAAAGCUUUCGCUCUCAAUGAAACUCUCAAACCUGGGCGUGGCACCCACAGAAAAUUCCAACAAUAAUAAUAAUAAUAAUAAUAAUCAUCAUCAUCAUCAUCAUAAUAAUAAUAAUGACCUCUUCAUCAACACCCCCUUUUUUACCAAGUUGAAAGCCAAUUUUGUCAAGUCCUAUGUAGAGAUGGACGAAGAACUCGAAGGCGAAACCAAGAUUGAUACCCAAUGCAGUGGUACAACAGCAGUUACUGUUCUCAAACAGGGAGAACAUUUAAUAAUUGGGAAUUUAGGGGAUUCUCGGGCUAUCAUCUGCACAAGAGAUGAUAAUACAGGCCAACUUGUUCCAGAACAGCUCACCAUCGACUUGAAGCCUAACCUUCCAAGUGAAUUUGAACGAAUUAAAAACUGUAAUGGAAGAGUUAUCGCAAUGGAGGAAGAACCAAACGUGUAUAGGUUAUGGAUGCCCGAUGACAAUGGUCCUGGCCUAGCCAUGGCAAGAGCAUUUGGAGACUUUUGCCUCAAAACCUAUGGCCUCACCUCAGUCCCUGAAUUGUAUUACAGAAGGCUAACAGAUAACGAUGAAUUCAUUGUUUUAGCAACAGAUGGGAUAUGGGAUGUUCUGAGCAACAAUGAGGUGAUAAAAGUGGUAUGUUCAGCAAAGAAGAGAUCGUCGGCGGCAAAGGUUCUAGUAGAACGCGCAGUCCGGGCAUGGAAAUACAGGUACCCUUGCGCCAAGAUUGAUGACUGCGCCGCUAUAUGCUUGUUCUUGAAACGCCAGCAGCAGCCGGGGCAGGGCGGAACCCUAUCAAAAUCCACUUCGGAAUCCACAGACGUGAGCUUGAACUACUCCGCCAAGACCGACGACGGCCUCGAUACUGUGGUGAAUUGUAGGGUGAAGGAAGACGGAGAAGACAGUAGCGCUGACAGGGACCAGUCGCCGGCGAUCAACGCCCGGAGACGACGUCCCAACCCCAUCAUGCACAACAUCCACUAA
Ipomoea nil (Japanese morning glory) is the source of this 1403-nucleotide messenger RNA. RefSeq names its product probable protein phosphatase 2C 65. The transcript has 5 exons. Gene Ontology annotation, molecular function: protein serine/threonine phosphatase activity. Lineage: Eukaryota; Viridiplantae; Streptophyta; Magnoliopsida; Solanales; Convolvulaceae. The record is from RefSeq and is a predicted model, not a curated record. Gene Ontology annotation, biological process: protein dephosphorylation. Bases 69 to 1403 code for a protein of 444 amino acids.